AUGGCUGGAGAACCUCGAGCAUUUCGUGCAAAAACGGUACUGGAACAUAUGCCUCAGCAAACAGACAAGGCACUAAUUUUUUGGCAGCAGUUUCGGGACGGAAAAAUGCCAGCCGGUCUGUCUGCAGUCAACUUGGCAUCAGUGCCCGGAUCAUCUCAAGUCGACACCGCAUCGACGAUGCCUGGUGCACCCAGUGCCGAAAUGGCAUCGAUGCGUAGACUAAAUGGAAUUAAUAUGGCUCGAUCCGAGCCAUUUAGUAUCGAUAGUGCACCGAAUCCCGGAAUGUCUGGUAUCGGCAUGAAGUCUGUUCCGCCUUUUCCAUCUGACAUCAUUGUAGCAUCGAAGAGUGAGCAACAAGGAUUCAACAUCUCAUCAAUGCCAGGACCGUCAGGAAUAGACAUGGAAUCAAUGCCUGGAGCAUAUCUGAACAAAGUGGCAUAUAUGCCUGCAGCACACCGGAUCAGUGCGGUCAGCGCGCUGUCGAAGUUUGCUCCAGAGUGUGGAAUGGAAAUGAUACCUGAACUAUCUGGAACUGGGUAA
This is a messenger RNA of Gongylonema pulchrum, 540 nucleotides long. NCBI's taxonomy places the organism in Eukaryota, Metazoa, Nematoda, Chromadorea, Rhabditida, Gongylonematidae. The record is from the annotation of a GenBank genome assembly.